GGCGAUUUUGGGUCUCGUCUAUCCGUCUCUCUAUCAGCUGAUCGUUCAAGUUUUCUACACAUAUACAAACGAUCAACGUUAGGCCCACCCCAGCGGUUUUGAAUUUUCGGCAAUAACAGGCUUAGAGCCAGCAGCUUCACAGCAGGUUGGUACGUAACCGAACCUGACCUGUUCGGCUGUCCUAAACAUUUGGCGGACUAGGUUUUUCGGCAACGGAGCAUACUCUUGUAAUUAAAACAGUUUGCAUCAGUCGGGCUGAUCGCAGUUCGCACGUGAGAUGAGUCGCGAACGGUCGUAAUCCCGAAAACGAAGUGUCCCGGCCAGGUGUUGAAUAGUGAAUAGUAGUUUGGUUUGCCGAAAAUUUAGGUUCAGUAUAGAAUGACGGUCGCCAGUGCUAUGGAGACACCGACGAAGGCCUCCUCCGGGGAUAUCCCUGUGGGGGAGGACAGUUCCGCGAAAAUGAAAAGGAUCUACAGUGAUACCAACAACAAUGAGAUAAUGAUGGGUGACGACGAGAGUGUCAGUGAUAAGGAGCUGAAACAGUACAUGGAACACUACGAUCAGUGGAAACAGUCCGCCGUCGGAAAGUGGCUCCAGGAUCAGCUUGCCGAUAAGUUCGGGUGGAAAUUCGGAGCUGAAAUCAAGUGGAAAAAUGUGGCCCUGAUCGGUGGAUUGCACAUUGCUACCGUGGUGCUGUUUUUCGUCUACGUGUGGGAAUCGACGCCAUGGACCUGGGUAUGGGGUUUCGUCGUGGGAGGAUUUGCCGGUUUCGGCGUCACGGCCGGUGCUCACCGGCUCUGGACACACAGAGCCUACAAAGCGAAGCUACCGCUGCGCAUCAUACUGAUGAUCUGCUUUUGUAUGUCCGGUCACAACAGUUUGUACCAGUGGGUCCGCGAUCAUCGAAUACAUCACAAAUACUCGGAAACCGAUGCCGAUCCGCACAACUCUAACCGGGGCUUCUUCUACGCCCACGUUGGUUGGCUGAUGCUCAGGAAGCACCCGGAGUGCAUCAAGAAAGGUCGUCUGAUCGAUAUGACCGAUCUGAUGGCCGAUCCGGUUGUCCAGUUCCAUCAAAAGUACUUUCCGUUACUGAAGACACUGUUCACCUACCUCAUUCCGUCGAUGGUGCCGUGGUACUUUUUCGGCGAAGGUUUCGUCCUGUCCUUCCUGGCUAACUGUCUGAUGCGAAACUCAUUGACUCUCAACUUCACUUGGUUGGUGAACAGUGCAGCGCACAUGUACGGUGAUCGGCCUUAUGAUAAUCGCAUUCGACCGGUGGAAAACAAAUACAUUUCCAUCGUCGCAAUGGGAGAGGGAUGGCACAACUACCAUCACGUGUUCCCCUGGGACUACAAAGCGGCCGAACUGGGCAACUAUCGUACAAACAUAACAACCUUCUGGCUGGAUCUGUUUGCCAAGAUUGGCUGGGCGUACGAUCUGAAGGAACCGUCGAAGGAAUUGGUUCAGCGAACAAUUGACAAAUACGGAGAUGGAACUUACAUCACUACCAAAAUCGAACAUCUCAGAGAAGAACCUGAUCCCUAUUUACUAAAGGCCCAGUAGACGUACUGACGUUCCAUUCCAAAUAGUAAAGCUCCGUGAGUGUGUUAAGUUUUAACAAAUAACCUAAUAUUGUUUUAAAAUAUAACGAAUUAAUUGUAAUUGAAA
Molecule: messenger RNA, 1671 nt
Organism: Malaya genurostris
Lineage: Eukaryota; Metazoa; Arthropoda; Insecta; Diptera; Culicidae
Product: acyl-CoA Delta-9 desaturase-like
Exons: 4
Coding region: 379-1566 (395 amino acids)
Biological process (GO): unsaturated fatty acid biosynthetic process
Cellular component (GO): endoplasmic reticulum membrane
Molecular function (GO): iron ion binding; stearoyl-CoA 9-desaturase activity
Source: RefSeq, a predicted model, not a curated record